Sitophilus oryzae (rice weevil) is the source of this 5870-nucleotide messenger RNA. RefSeq names its product breast cancer anti-estrogen resistance protein 1 (gene p130CAS). NCBI's taxonomy places the organism in Eukaryota, Metazoa, Arthropoda, Insecta, Coleoptera, Curculionidae. Gene Ontology annotation, molecular function: protein binding. The transcript has 4 exons. Gene Ontology annotation, biological process: cell surface receptor protein tyrosine kinase signaling pathway; cell migration. Bases 176 to 2083 code for a protein of 635 amino acids. The record is from RefSeq and is a predicted model, not a curated record. Gene Ontology annotation, cellular component: plasma membrane; cytoplasm.
CACAGUCAGUUAGUUUCGAGUUGUAUUUCGUGAAGGGUGUCGAUGUGUUCUCGUUGUUCUUCGUUUUAGCGUUUUUAUUUUGAGUUGUUUCGUUUUUUUCGACAUGGGUUUUGAGUCGUGUUUUGUUUGAUUUUGCCGCAUUUUGUCCCGCAAGAGUCCCAAGCAAGAUCCGGCCAUGGUACAGCACUCGGACAACCCACCCCCUCAGGUUCCAUACUGCUUAGCCCGGGCCCUGUACGACAACGUACCGGACACACCGGACGAGUUGGCGUUUCAAAAAGGAGAUACCCUGGUGGUUCUAGAGCAGAACACGAGCAAUUUCGUAGGAUGGUGGUUAUGUUCGCUUCACGGACGACAGGGUAUCUGUCCAGCCAAUAGACUUAGGUUAAUACCGGGUGUUUACGAAGACUUCAGCCAAUCCCGCGUUUGCUCCCCCCAAUUUUCAGAUGGUCCUGCUGACCUCAGCUAUCUACAACGUGAAGGCAAACGAAGAAGUUGGCAUGUCCAUCCAAACCAGGUGGUAACACCGAAAAAAUUCAAUGACGUCUACCUGUACGACAUGCCUCCUUCAAGAUGCUCCUCCAUUCCGGUCCCUGGACUCAGUCCCGGCCUCAGCCCGCGUGACCCUCCCGGCGGCGACUGCUACGACGUUCCUCCCAGAGCUGUACCCGUCGGUAAUGAGAGCUUCAGGAACUGCCCCCGCUGCUCCCCCGCGCCAUCUUGCGUCUCCCCCGUAAGUCGAGAAUCGGGGGAGGCCUACGACAUCCCCAGGCCCUCGCACCACAUCAACCAGUUGACGCCCUCCAGCUCGGCCAGCUCACUGACCGCCGACUCUCAUUCGUUAAGUUCCUCGAACCGAAGCAGCAUGGCCAACAUGCCCGACUACGACGUUCCUAGACCCCUAAUCCGAAGCCCGCAGUUGGUCAACACGACGCCUACGCAAAUUUCCUCACCCUCCCCCUAUCAGACGUACGAUGUUCCUUCCUCCCAGCAGCAGCUGAAAGAGCUGCCGCUAGAGCUAAAUUCAGCUUUGGAAAAUUUAGAGAGAUUACAGACUGAAAGUAUGAGCGCGAUUUCGAAGUUGCUCGGUUUCGUUAGUCCGAACUGGCGCAGUAGGGAGAAGCUGGACAACACAGUGAUGGAGAUAAAACUGACGGUGACGAGACUGAAGACUUCGUUACACGACUUGGCAGAGUUUGGCGAGGGCUCGUUAGGCAACGCGGCCAAAGCGUCGGAUAAGAACUUGGUCGUGAAACUAGCACCUCUAGUAUCGGCGUUACGAAAAUCAGACACGCUGAUACGUACCGCUUCGGAGAGCCUGGAUAAGCACAGCUGGUCGGUGGAUCGGCUGUGCAAACCUGAAUCUGGAGAAAAGUCGUACACACCCGACGAACUGGAACAGCUGAUCGCCUGUGCCAGAGCCUUAACGGAAGACGUUCGACAAAUAGCUUCCUUUAUCCAGGGCAACGGACUUUUGCUUUUUAAACCCUCCUCCACCACCCCCACCAUCCAACCGACCGAAGAGUACGACUACGUCACUUUCGAUUCGAAGGAUAACAUCGCGAAAAACCACACCCAGAUCAUCAACGAACUGCCCAAAGAACUGAAAAAGGGCUACGACCAUUGCGUGAAGCACGCGGACGAUGUCGCCUUCGAGGCCGACUUCAAAGAAUUAGGACAGGACGACAAAAAACUGCUCACUUUUUUCGCCGCCCAAAUCGUCACCCAUCACACCAAUCUCACCCACGCCAUAGACUCGUUUUUGCAAACGGUUGAGCACAAUCAACCUCCGAAAAUAUUCCUCGCUCACGGCAAGUUCGUGGUGCUCAGCGCUCACAAGCUGGUCAAUAUCGGUGAUACGGUGUCCAGGAAUGUCUCGAGGAAGGAUAUCAAGGAUCGGGCGCUGAGUUGCGCCAACGCUCUUUCGGAUGCUCUGGCGACCAGCGUGAACAAGACCAAACAGGCAGCUCAGCAAUUCCCAUCGGUCAAUGCGGUCCAGGAAAUGAUCGAUUCGAUUGUUGACAUUUCGCACAUGGCUAAGGACCUUAAGGUUUGUCUCGUACAGGCCGCUCUUCCAUUGUAAUUAUAUAAAGCAUUUAUUUUCUCAUUUUUUACAAAGGAUAUGACAUUGAAUAAACAAAAAUGACAAAUUAUUCGAAUAUAGUACCCUACCUAGUAAAUAUUCUUUCUUAAUAUUGUGAAAACUUCAAAAGUCAAUAUCAGGAGUUCAAACAACCUACCAGUUUAGCUAGAACUAUAACCACCCUAAUCUAAAAUUAUUUUCAUUAAUGAAUUAAUUACCUUAUUGAAUUAAUUUCUAAUACUGGCGGACUUUAGAACUCAAAAAUAUAGAUAUAUCUGAAAUUAUAAUUUUAGAAUUUUCAGCAAUAAAUAUCACAAAAUGAAAUAAUAGAACUUAUUAUAUUGUUUCAAGUUCGAAAUUAUUUAAUAUUGGAAAACGUCAAAACCUGCAAAAAAUAAAAUCUCCAAAAUUAUCGAAAAAAAUAUUUUUAUAGUUACCACAUCAAAAAACCCAGAUGUAAUAUCUCACAAAAAAAUAUAAUCAUAAAUAUCAACAAAAAAUUCACAUUGUCAAGUUUAAUUAUACAAAAGCAAAAUUUCUCGAUAUACGUAUAAAUUUAAUUCUCCUAUAUUUUCCAAUGUUCUACCUCCAAUUUUACACAGCUCUCUAGAAAUAGUAAAAUAUCGACUAGUAUUGAAAUACCCAGUGGCGGUGUUAUUUCAAUGUAUUUUAUGCCUUUAACUUGGGUAGAGCAUAUUAUAAUUAGUAAGGUACACGCCUUUUAACAAAUAUUACUAUAUUUAGGAAAUCACUAAAUAAAACGUAGGGUAAACUACCCAGUUAGUGGCACUCAGCAAGUUAUUGGCACUCUAAACUUUGAAAAUAAAUCUGGACAUACUGAAUCAAAUCGCCAUAUUUAUUUCAAGCAUCGAAUUUUUUAGUAAGAUAGAAAAAAUCAUGCUUUUUUGGCGCGUUUAUAAUAAAGACAACGCCUAACUUAAAGAAACUUUUUCACGUCCAACGCCAAGAGUCGCGCCUACUAAUACAGUCACACCACUUUAAUAUUUUUAAUUCCGAGGAUAAAAAUCCCGUUUCAAAAAACAAUAGAUGUCGAAAAAGGCAAUUGCGAAUAAAAUUAAUAAAAAGUCAGAAUUAUAUUAGAGUGUACCAUGUUACUUGUUUAAAACGAAGAAAUAUUUUUAAAUAUUUUUUUUAGGUGUUGUAUCAUAAAAAAUUGAACUUUUGUUUUCGGUUUUUGAUUUUGGCCCUAAUCCUUAUUUUCAAAAUCUACUAUGAUCAUGUUAUUUACUGUGAGAAUUUUGCAUCUUUAUUUGAGAUUUAAAAUAGAAAAAACUAAAUAUUGUUACAUUAAAGUAAAUUAUAGUAGAGUAGACUAACAAGAUCCGGACAAAAAAAAAGUAUUUUUAAAGAUUCCGUUAGAUAAAAUAUCAUCGUACGUCUUUAAAGUGCCAAUAACUAGCUGGUUUACCCUAGGUAAAUUUAAAGUAAUGUUAUAAAGUUUCUAACUUUUACAGAUCCAUUUGUCAGACUGUAUCUCUAUAUUUAAGAUUAGUUCAAUAUUUUUGAAGACACCGAUGUUGGAGUUUUUAUUGUUAAACCUAGUUGUCAAAUUAAUUAUUUGAGGGCUGGGAACCCCCAAAGAUGAAAAUAUAAAUAAUAAUCUCUCUAAUAGUUUCUAGUGAGAUGAUUUGAAUAUUUUUGAAGGCCCUAAUGUUUGAGGGUUCUUAUUUAGUUGUGAAAUUAUUUUUUGACAUUAAAAAAUCCAGAUAUAUCUAUUAUUUUAUUGGGAUAUUAGUGGGAUUAGUGGGAUAUUUUUGAAAACAACGAAUUUUGAGUUUUUUUUGUUAAAUUUAGUUGUCAAAUUAAUUAUUUGAGGGCUGGUGACCAACCUUCAAAGAUGCAGAUACAUCACUAAUAGUUUUUGAGGUUAAUUGAGUAUGUUUGAAGACACUGAUGUUUGAGGGUUUUGUUAAAGGAUUAUUGACUAACCCUCAAAGAUACAGAUAUAUUUCUAAUAGUUUUUGAGGUUAAUUGAAUAUUUUUGAAAACACUGAAUUUUUGGUGUUGAACUGAGAUGUUUUGUUAAAUUUAGUUGUCAAAUUAAUUAUUUGAUAUUACGGGUCCACACCAAAAAAAUCCAGAUAUAUCUCUAAUGUUUUUGUGUUUAGUAGAAUAUUAAAUUGAAAACGGGGAAGUCUAAGAUGUUUUCUUAACAUUAGUUAUUUGAGGGUAAUUGACCAACCUCAAAAAUACAGAUAUUUAUUUAUAUCUCUAAUAUUUUUGAGGUUGAAUGUUUCCUAAACCACUGGGGGGAUUUCGUUAAACUUAGUUUUCAAAUUAAUUUUUUGUUACUAUGGCCCACAGCUCAAAAAGCCAUUAAUUCUCUAAUACUUUUUGAAGAUAGUUGAGUAGUUUCGACAACACUGAAGGUUGAGAAAUUUAGUUGUCAAACUAAUUGUUUGAUACACCAAAGUCCACAUAUAUUUCUUAAUAUCUUUGAGAUUCCGUAAAUAUUUUUAAAAACGCCGAAGUUUUGGAUUUUUUGUGAAAUGGUAAUUGUCAAAUAAUUCUUUGAUACUACGAACCACAAUACAAAAAUUCUGAUAUAUCUAAUAUAAUAGAAGGCUGGAGAAUAUUUCAGUCGAUUUUGUGAAAUUUGGUAAAUAAAAUAAUUUUAUCCACGACUCCCUAGUUAAACGAAAUUUCAUUGUUUUGUUUCCAUUUUACUUACUCGUUAUACUCGUUCAUUAUUUUUUUGACAUUAAAAAUAAGAACUUAUAUUAAUAUUAUCUAAAAUUUUUUGAUAGUCCUGGAUAAAGUAUAGUAUUCUACUCGCAUAUAAUGGCUGUUAUUCACUUGGAUGAUUUAUGACACUCGCCUGCGGCUCGUGUCAUAAACUUCAUCCGCGUGAAUAACAGCCAUCAUUAUAUGCUCCUUGUGAAUAAUAUACUAUUUUAAGUAAGGACAUACCUUAAAAAUUAUGAUGUAUCUCUAACAUUCUUUAAGGUUUGUUGAAAAAAUUAAAAUUUAAUCUCAAAAUUACAUUUAAUUAACAAAGAGAUUCACGGAAAAGCGAAAACAAUAUUUUAUAUUAAUUUUGAUAUUUAACUUAAAUAACUUUUUUUACGUAUGUGACACUAAGGACCAUAUAUCUCAAAAUCAUAUGGUUGUCUCAAUAAUUCAGAACAGCACAGAACAAACUACUACCAGAAUUAAAUAUUAUACAGUAAUACUAGUGUAAAAAUUAAAGUAAACAGUUUAUAAUUUUGGAGACAAGUUAAAUCUGUGUUCAAAUUACGACGUCACGUCGGUCAGUUUAACUUUUGCAAAAUUAUUUAGAUUUAACAAUUUCGAGAAUUUCUCUACAAACUAAAAUUUUUGAUAUUAUAUUUGGGGGCCCUUUUCUUAAAAUGUAGCUCUGCCAAUGAAAAUCGACUCAUGUCAUAUCCUUUUUCCUAUGGACACAAAGAAAUGUAUUUCACAUCCCUCAUUUUUAUUGUACAGAAAUUAUAUUUAGAAUACCUCUUCAUCAAUUAACGCCAAAAAUUCCUUCAAACCGGGAUGUGAAAUAGAAUUGUCUUGACAAAUACCUAUUGCAUUUAUUGUCAUAUUUUAUUUAGUGUUUUCUUUGAACUAAUGUGCAAUGUUCCAACUUGAUAAGAUUUCCGAAAAAAAUUGUACUUAAAAGUUUUAAUCGGUUAAUGUAAAUAUUUUAGUAUUUCUAAAUUAUGUUUGAUUGAUUUCAUUUAUUUAUUUUUUAGUUAUGUUAUUGUUCUACGUUUAGAUUUCUAUAUGCUCAAAAAUAAAGAGGAUAGAUUAUUUUUUA